UGUCAUUUCCGUUGCGCCAAACUCGUAUUGUAUGGCGCGCUCAAGCAAACUUCAAGAUGUCACAUAUACGGUAGAUAACACAAACUCAAUCCCGUCACUAAGAUUCCCUUUUGUUGAAUCGCGUCCUCAGUAAAAAUACAACGUUCACCAACGCCGACUGGAGCCAUCGGACGUUAGCGGUAUCGGCUAACUUAGCAUGGAAAUACAGUAGUCGUUUGUCCUGGAUUGUGUUCACGCUAGGAAGCCAGACCAGAUUUGACUACUUUGGCCAACAUGAACAGAACCAAACUGAAGAUUCCCAAGGUGACGCCAGGAGGACAGAGAGACAUCUCUACUUUCUUUACCCCUGGAAACAAGGCUUUACCCCCAAAGUCACCAGGAAAAAGCUCUGUGCUCCAGGUCCAAAAUGGAGGUGUCCUCCCCACUGAAGCGUACUCUCCGUUAAAGAGGAGCAUCCUCAGGGAUAUUGAGAACUUUCUUCCCUCCUCUCCAGACCUCCUCCUGGUUCCCGAGACCCCAAGUAGUCAAAUGUUACUUUCGCUCUCCAGAGGCCACAAAGACCUGAGCCCUGAGCCCAGGAGAGAAACAGCGACUGUGUGGAAACCUGUCCACUUGUCCCCUGUCUGUCCAAGUCCCUGCUCCAAAGGUCUGAGUGUAAUGUCAGACAGUGAAAGGGGGAGUUCUGACUUGUUCAAAAGGCUCGUCAGUCCUUCCGAAGAGCUCCGUGAAGCCAAGAGGCCAAGAACUGCUAAUGCAUUGGAACACAGCCCCGACAAAGAACAUAAACAUGGGGGCGAGACUGUUUUUACAGCCAUAAUUGAGCAGAAGACGACAGAAAACAAAAGUGAGGCCGUCUAUGUGCACACACCUGACGGGCAAGCCGACACACCUGCAGAACAGACACAUGUCGAGGAAGGACAGGUUGACUUUGUGGAGAAAGAUCCAACGGCCUUGGAAUCUUCAGAUGUGGUUCGGCACAAACUGAAAUCACCCAAUGAGAAGCCAGCAAGAGGUGAAACUGUGACCACUUCAGCAUUUCCCAUGCAAGAGGAUCUGGAGGAGAGCUGGUUCACAGAGCAGAUGGAGCCAAGUGGAUGUCUCCUCCCCAAGGAGAAACCCUGUAAGUUACCAGAUCACGUGAUCCUCUGUGGCGGUCCAAACAACCGCUACUGGGUUUUAAACGUGGAGGAGAAGCUGAAUCAAAAAAUCCUGACCAUCACGCACUUCAGAUCUCUGCAGCCCACUGAGACGUGUCUGCUGAAGGACGGAUGGGAGAUGACUCCCGUUGGCCGCGGUGAUGUGGUCCACCUUGAGGGCCGCGCUGAUGCCGGAUCCUGGGUGGUGGACCAAGAACAAGGCCUGCUGGUUUUACUUCCCGACAGUCUUGUUUCAGGCACCAGCAUCUCCAGCUCCAUCCGCUGUAUGAGGCGGGCGGUGCUCGGGGAAAUGUUUAAGAGUUUCGACGGCGCCUCCAAACAGAUGCUGAACGGCACCAUCAUCCACAAAGUUUUUCAGAGAGCGGCCACAGCUAAAGAUUUCUCUCUGGGUGCUUUGUCGAACAUGGCCGAGGAUGCUCUUCACAGUCCCCAGCAUCUUGGUGACAUGUACAGUUUGGGUGUCACUCAGGAGGAGAUGAAACAGGAGCUGUAUGAUUACCUGCCCUCAUUGGAGCUCUGGGCAAAGGAAUACCUUACCUCACCAACAUCAAAAGCCAUCAGUCUCAAAAUCCCAAGCAAUGGCGGGAUUGCAGGCAAGACGCAGGACUCCGCCACCGCUACCAUUUCAGAGCUGGCCGACAUCGAAGAGAAUGUGUGGUCGCCGCGAUUUGGUCUCAAAGGGAAGAUCGACUUGACGACACGAGUUCGAAUCCAAAGGACCCGAAACGUCAGUCACAAAUCCUCUGAAGUGAUGACCAUCCCCUUGGAGCUGAAAACUGGAAGGGAGUCCAACUCAAUAGAACAUCGUAGUCAGGUGAUUCUGUACACUCUGAUGACAUUGGAGAGGUACAAUCCUGCAGCCGGUUUCCUGCUUUACCUGAAGACUGGAAACCUGCAUCCUGUUGUGGCCAGCCACAUGGACCACAGAGAAUUGCUGAAACUGAGGAACACCAUGGUUUAUUACGUCCACAACCGUGUGCGGAAGGGUGUGGGGGGAAGUCGCCUGGCCAGACUUCCUGACAUGGUGACGGACAAAAACACCUGCCAUUAUUGCCCUCAAAGAAGAAACUGUGCUCUGUAUGAAAGGGUGUUGGAAGGCCCGUCCACAGAUAUCAGUGAUGACUUGAUACAACUGGAGACGGGUCACCUGGCCGCUACACACUUGGACUAUUUCGCCCACUGGUUGCUGCUCUGCAGUCUCGAGGCCGCCAGCAUGGAGGCCAGGAAUGGCCGAAAGCGUGUAUGGCUACAGACACCCGAGGAAAGCGAGAAGAAAGGAAGUUGCAUCGGGAACCUGCAGCUGCUCGCCUCUACGAGCGUCCACCCAGAGGGCGUUUUCCUUCAUCGUUUCCAGCGAGCGAACGAGACGCACGAUUUAAGCGGUUGCGGCCUGGCCAGCGGGGAGCGCGUUGUGCUUAGCGACCAGGGAGGUCGCUUCAUCGCCCUGGCAACAGGCUAUAUCUGUGAUAUAAGCAGGACAUCCAUUAGCUGUACAUUAGACAGGGACGUGUCAAAGCUCAGUGGGGAAGUGUUUCGAUUGGAUGUCGAUGAAGGAGUGAAUGGCCUCAGCACUCAUCUCACCAACCUCUCCAAGCUGAUGGAAAACAGUCAAGACGGUGAUCGUCUGAGGAAGUUGGUUGUCGAUCAUCGUUCGCCGGAGUUUAUUUCCAAUCUCAGUGACGUUCUACCCAGAGAGGCCAAAGAGACAGUGGCAAACAUCCUCAAAGGUCUCAACAAGCCCCAGAAGCAGGCCAUGAAGAAGGUGUUGUUGUCGAAAGAUUACACACUGAUUGUUGGCAUGCCCGGCACGGGCAAAACCACCACCAUCUGCACACUGGUUCGCAUCUUACACGCGUGUGGCUUCAGCGUCUUGCUGACCAGCUACACACACUCUGCUGUCGACAACAUCCUGUUGAAGCUGAAGCGCUUCAAAGUUGGCUUCCUGCGUCUCGGCCAAGGGCAGAAGGUCCAUUCAAGUAUCCUUCCAUACACGGAGGAAAGCAUCAGGAGAAAUGGAGUUCACACACUGUCACAACUGGAACAGCUUUAUAACAAAGAGCUGGUCGUAGGAACAACUUGCAUGGGCAUCAAGCAUCCCAUUUUCACAAGAAGGCGCUUCGAUUUCUGCAUCGUGGAUGAAGCGUCGCAGAUCAGCCAGCCCAUCUGCCUGGGCCCGCUGUUCUACGCCAACAGGUUUGUCCUGGUUGGCGACCACCAACAGCUGCCCCCGAUAGUGCAUCAUCAGGAAGCGAGGUCACUCGGGAUGGAUGAGAGUCUUUUCAAGCGACUCGAGUGCCACGGUGAAGCUGUGGUCCACCUCAACGUCCAGUACCGCAUGAACAGGCAGAUCAUGUCCCUGAGCAAUUGUCUGAUGUACGACGGCCGCUUGGAGUGCGGCUCGGAGAGGACUGCGUCUGCUCUCCUCUCCCUCCCCUCUCUGGCGUCCGUCCAGUCAGAGCUCAUUUUCCUCCCUGACGCGCAUCCCCAGCAGGAUCUGGCGUGGAUACAGGCCGCUUUGUUACCUAGCAAACCCGUUUGCUUCCUGGAUUGCUCAGUGGUGCCAGCUUUGGAGUCAAUGGGACAAGGAGGCAUAAGCAAUCACACCGAGGCGGCCAUCAUCCACCUCCUUCUGUCACUGUUGAUAAAGGCCGGCUGUAAGGCCAGUGAUAUCGGCGUCAUCGCCCCAUACAGACAACAACUGAAGAGUGUUUCGGCUCUGCUGCAUUCGUCUGCGUUUAGCGGCGUGGAGGUGAACACGGUGGACAAAUACCAAGGACGGGACAAGAGUGUCAUCGUGCUCUCUUUCGUCAGGAGUACAACAGAAGAAGAAAAUCUAGGAGAGCUGCUGAAGGACUGGCGCCGCCUGAACGUUGCCAUCACCAGAGCCAAACACAAACUGCUCAUGGUGGGUUCCGCGUCCACGCUCAGACGAUACAGCCCCGUGGAGAAACUACUCAGUCAUCUGGAGCAGGAGAACAUGAUAAUCCAGCUCCCUCCGUCAGCGCACAAAGCCUUACCCCUGAUGCUCCUGUGAUCACAUCGACGUCAGCAGCGACUGAACAAAACCUCGUCGGUCACAGUCUAGCAACUCACAUGUCUUUACAAGACCAGAAAUCCAUAUUCAUUUGCUCGAAUGAUCAAACACUGCUUUAUAUUUAUGCUCCAGGUGAUGAACCAUUGUGGGUUUUUUAGUCAAAUAAUUUAUAUGAGUAAUUUAAGGAUUUUUUUUCAAAUCUUUAACUAAGCUGACAUAAAUUACCUCUGUUUACCUGCCGUUAUUUCAUACUUGAAUACAUUUGAAUGCGACAUACUACUUUGUAAACCUGUGAAAAUGUCAAAAUUGUUGUGAUGUACAGUAUGCUGAAUCCUUUAAGUUAUUUAAAAUGGUGCAAAUGAACAGCCUCCUUCUUAUUGUGAUCAAAUAAAAUAUUUGAGUCGCAGAAGUCACGAGAUCGGCUAUUUGAGGAUACUGCUGCAGAUGCUACACAAGAGGAAGGACAACGAGAACUGACAUGCUUUCACUUAAACUUGAUAGUUGAACCAGUCAAACAUCACAUGUGAUGAUGAACUAAUCUGCUUUACAAUGUAAUUCUCCAAAUGCAUGAAUUAAUGAAUAAACUUGUCAUUUUUACCUUGGCGCUAUUGGAUCGUCUAUGAUUUUAUGUGUGCUAUUUUCCCUUUUUUGUGUGUGUGAGUAUCCUAUUGGAAUAAUAAAAUUUGCAAUGUACAUAUGA
Hippocampus comes (tiger tail seahorse) is the source of this 4891-nucleotide messenger RNA. RefSeq names its product DNA replication helicase/nuclease 2 (gene dna2). Gene Ontology annotation, biological process: replication fork reversal. Gene Ontology annotation, molecular function: single-stranded DNA helicase activity; 5'-flap endonuclease activity. Lineage: Eukaryota; Metazoa; Chordata; Actinopteri; Syngnathiformes; Syngnathidae. Bases 274 to 4191 code for a protein of 1305 amino acids. The record is from RefSeq and is a predicted model, not a curated record. The transcript has 25 exons. Gene Ontology annotation, cellular component: cytoplasm.